AAGAAAACGAGUACGAGAAAAAGCUGGAAUCCACAGAGGUCUUGCUCAGAACAAAGUAACUGGCAUGUUGACAGAUUAAAACGUCUGGAUCUUAAGGCAAUCAAGCAUUCUGCAAUCAAUUAGUCAUGGCUUCUGAAGAACUUCUGAGGAAGGGUCCAUUCACGCAGUCCUUCUCUGAUUGGAUGUCGCAGAUAUCUGAAUCAUUCCAACAAGCUGGGAGUUCCAUUUCCAACAGCUUUCUAAAUCUUCGUCAAGGUGCAUCCACUCAAACAUCAAACUCUGUGGUUUCAAAUCCCUCAACAAAUGCAGAGCAAGAGGAUCAGGAACAAGACCAAGCCCUGAAAACUGACUCCGUUUUAGACUCUGACGGUGGUUCCCCAGGCACAGAAAUUGAUCUACAGCCUGAAACUGUCACAGAGUUGGAAUCUUCAGAAUACCAAGCUGCUGAAAUGGGAUUGCAUGAUAACGAAAGUGCAAUUGAUAGACUUCAGCCAGAUGCAUAUGAUUUACAAGGUGAAGACAUGGGACAAGUCACUUCAAUUUCAUACAAUGGGAUAGAUUCAACAGAUGUAACUGUUGUAAAGGCCAGUAUGUAUAGCAGUGCCGAUUUUUAUGACAACAAGCGCCUGAAUUAUCUGACUGUUAUUCCAGAAGAAGCAGAAAACCUCAAUCCUGAAGUCGGAUCUGAUCAUAACUAUGCCAAUGUGAAGUGUGAAGCAGAUUAUAAUGAAACUGAUGUGAAGUUUCAGGCAGAUACAGAUAAACAGCAUCAGUUUAGCAUCCAAGGUAAUUGUUCUGAUCAAGAAGAUCAGUUAUCCAUGGGUUCAGGCACUGCGUCUGAGGGUGGAACAGGUCAUCCAAGGGCUUCAGAUGAAACAGCUGGAACUCCGGAUAAGAAUCACGGGAAACAGCAAACUGAAGAGGGAAGUCUCGAUCAAGAGACCAACUUUGACAAUCAGGCCUAUGAAGGAAAUGACCAAACAGACAGUUCAUCAGCAUGGAGUCCAGAGGAGACAGAGGGAAAGCCAACAGUUCCUCAGCAACAGGACCCACCUGAGCCAAUUUCCAAAUGUGGAGACCUCUACCUCACAUUCAAUUACAAACCCUCCAACCACAAACUGGCUGUUACAAUAGUUACAGCUAAAAACAUCCCAGAUAAGGACCGCAGUGGGGCAAAUUUUUGGCAAGUUCAUACGGUCCUCUUACCGGGCAAGAAGCAGCGUUCCAAAACCAAUGUACAGCGGGGACCUAUGCCAGUCUUCAAUGAGACUUUUAGGUUUAAUAAGGUGGAGCCAGAGGACCUGCAUAAUCAUGCUCUCCGCUUUCGCCUGUACGCAGUGAGGAAGAUGAAUCGAGUGAAAAUGAUGGGGGAGAAGUUGUUUUACCUCAGGAAUCUAAACCAGGAGGGAGAAAUGGAAGUUUCACUAGUUCUAGAGCCAAGGAGUAACAUAACAAGCGGAGAUUCACAGAUCAGCCUGUCUGCCAUCUCUCACAGUGACAGUGCUUCGUCUACACAGUCGCUUUCACAUGGUGGAACACCGGAACUACUUGUUGGAUUAUCUUACAAUGCCACGACAGGAAGACUUUCUGUUGAAGUAAUCAAAGGCAGUCACUUCCGAAACUUGGCUCUGAACAGACCACCUGACACCUAUGCGAAGCUCUCUCUCCUUAACUCAGUCGGACAGGAAAUGUCUCGGUGCAAGACUUCCAUUCGGCGUGGUCAGCCCAACCCAGUUUACAAGGAGACUUUCAUCUUUCAGGUGGCUCUUUUCCAGCUCUCUGAAGUCACAUUAAUGAUCUCAAUAUACAACCGACGUAGUAUGAAGCGCAAGGAAAUGAUCGGAUGGAUCUCCAUGGGUCAAAACAGCAGUGGCAAUGAGGAGCAAAAUCACUGGCUGGAGAUGAAGGAAUCCAAAAGCCAUCAAGUUUGCAGAUGGCACACAUUACUGGAAUCAUAAACACAGUAUAGCUAAUUAAAGACAGCUUAGUGGCCUUUUAUCCAGACAUCCUGAACAUUUUCACCUGUGCAACAGGCUUCUAUUGUACUACAACAUUCAUGCCCUUCCUUAAAAUCUCAAAAUAGCGAAAUCAUUAAAGAAUAUCUUUAGUGAACAGCAAAUUGCUUAGCCAACAUAAGGAAUUCUUUCAGGGAUUUAAAAGCUAUUUACAUUAGCUCAGUGCCUGUGGAGGUGCAUUAUUGUGUCACUUUGAUAUGACAUCAACAAUGACAACAAAUCAGUAUUGAGGAUGAGCAGAUAGUACAAAGGAAUCACUGUUGCCAUAGCUAUAAAUGCAUGUCAUUUAAAUCUUUAAAUGGUCAAUACUUAUUGCAGCACUGUGCAUGCAGAAAUGAAUUGGCUUUUCAAACAUUGUCUUCGUACAGAACAGCUUUCUUCAGUCUA
Messenger RNA from Hemiscyllium ocellatum (epaulette shark), 2402 nucleotides. It is a transcript of the gene syt16, whose product is annotated as synaptotagmin XVI. The transcript is spliced from 6 exons. Bases 126 to 1958 code for a protein of 610 amino acids. The record is from RefSeq and is a predicted model, not a curated record. NCBI's taxonomy places the organism in Eukaryota, Metazoa, Chordata, Chondrichthyes, Orectolobiformes, Hemiscylliidae.